Messenger RNA from Dreissena polymorpha, 2235 nucleotides. RefSeq lists its product as uncharacterized. The transcript has 8 exons. The record is from RefSeq and is a predicted model, not a curated record. NCBI's taxonomy places the organism in Eukaryota, Metazoa, Mollusca, Bivalvia, Myida, Dreissenidae. Bases 83 to 1357 code for a protein of 424 amino acids.
CAACUGCAGCGUCCUUCUUUAAGUCGAUAGUGUAGCCAUUGAGAAAUCUUAACUUAAAGUGUGCUAAAUUUACAAAUUGACAAUGGAAAAUAUUAAGUUUAUCUUUAGAUACUUCUCUCUGUGGAUGUAUUAUGCAGCGGGUCAGAGGAUAAUGUGCAAUAACAUUCCAUCGACCUGGACAGACGCUAUGUCCCGUUGCCAGAUGGUUGAAGGUAGUCAGGUGAUACCCGAUUCCGUUCAUGGACCUUUUAUUCAAUCAGCAAAAAACUCAUCUUUCUGGAUUGGAAAUUUCAUAUCCAGAGAACUCAGCACGAAUGUUGGGUUUGACCAUAAACCUGUGGCAGACGUAUGUGAAUAUAAAACGACAUCAGGAACUGCAGAUUGGAGCGAUGUAAAACUUGGAAACUGCAGUGAUCUGCAUAGCUAUGUUUGUUGUCAAAGUACAAUACUUGGGAAAUCGAAUAUCGAAGAAUGCAUCAAAACAGGAACGUAUCUUCAGGCUAGCUCAUGCCUGCAAACCUACGUUCAAACAACAUUGAAUUUCCCCAAAGGUUCCUACUGGGUUAGAAGCAACUACAGCUAUACAGUACGCGACUCUUCAGGACCGCAUGAAGAGCACUUCAAGUGUGGACGAAUAAAUGGAAUGGAUUUAAAUAUAACUUUCGAUAACUGCUCAAAUAUGCUGCCAUCUUUAUGCAAUUUUUCAUCUUCAUAUAUAGUUAAUACAACUUCUGAAUAUACAGAGUGUAUACAUGUAUGGACCACAGUGACUGAAACCAAUGUCACAAGACCCCCGAAUACUUCCGAGAAAACGACAAACACGGACGAUUUGAUUAAACGAUUUAGCUGGAUUACACAAUCGACAACAUAUGCCAGUCGGUCACAUGGAAUCGAUACUACAUUGCCACCUAGCGCCUCUACAGUAGCAUCUUCCACAUUCGCAAGCUACAAACCACAUAAAACGCAGUCUGCACUUUCACGUGUGAUCACUGUUGGUUUCACUACUAUUCGAUCCUCCAAAUCAACGCUCACUUUAUCGAAACCUUCAUCUGAAUUUAACGAUUCAGUCGGAAUAAUUACAAUUGCACCAAAUGAACCAUUUGAAGCAUCCACGACUAAAUCAGCGUUAGCGAUUGGCCUCAGUAUAGGAAUUGUGACUGUUGUUAUUUCCGGAAUUACACUUGCAUGUAUAUUAUUACGAAGAAAGGCCGAUCAUAGCAGUGAAGAACACGAAUUGAGUGAAGUACAUGGCAGGAAACCGGACGAAUAUGAUAGGACAAUCUAUAAAACAAGUGAUUUUGUAGUCGGGUCAGAAGAUUCAGGUUGUUCAAGAUGCUGCCUGUUCAAGGGACGCUGAUUUAUUCAACAUUGCAAACAAUUAUUGAAGACAAGUUUCAACUGCCUUCCGCAAAUCUGUUGUAGUAUAACCGUGUGAAUUAGAAUCUUGCUGUAGCCGAAGUGUAGUGACUGACCCAAAUCAAAUUCAAAUAAUACUUUACUGAAACACACGUAUCCCGGAGUAUGUGCACAUUGCAAGGACCCAGGAAUCAAUCAAUGUAAAUAAUAAUGAUCGAUGUAGUUUGGGAUGUUUAAAGAAAUGCAUAUGGUUUAUCUUUGUCUGUAUCAGCAGAUCAGUGUUUUUCUCCCAAAACUAGCAUAUUCUAUAAAACUUAUAUUUAAACAUUACACUCGGCAAUCGCCAGUUGACAUGUGGCAGAUAUAGAUAAGGUAAUAAUCAUGGAAUACAACACACAAAACCCAUGCAUGGGCGAGGCAUUCCAUUGUCUAAGUCGUGAAGCAAUUCAGUUUUAAGUGUUUAUGCAAUAAUACGUUCUUGGGAAUAAAACCUUUUUAAUUAACGUGUAUCCCAUGUGCAGAUGACAUUUUUUAAUAUAACGAUUUACAAUUUUCACAAAUUAAUAAUUUGGAACAAAGUCCAAUCAUAUUGAGACAAUGUUCAUAUUUAAAUAUUGAUUGAAUUGAGUUCUGAUGAUUAUUGUGCUAUUGUAUAUAAACAUAUAAUAAUAAUAUGACUAACAAAGAAUCUAUAAAUAACACAAAAACCCAUUGCUAUUUUGAGCUUAUCAGAACCGUUCAGGUUAAAUAAGCAGCGAGUUGAUAAUUAUUCAGUUUAUGAUACGAUAUGGUCCCGCUUAGAUCAAAAUUAUACAUGUGUAUGCUUUCACAUCUAAAGAUGCCCAGCCUUUUGUAUUUUAUCAUAUCACUGGAAUGUAA